Messenger RNA from Vicia villosa (hairy vetch), 2145 nucleotides. Its product is annotated as inactive beta-amylase 9-like. NCBI's taxonomy places the organism in Eukaryota, Viridiplantae, Streptophyta, Magnoliopsida, Fabales, Fabaceae. The transcript has 3 exons. The record is from RefSeq and is a predicted model, not a curated record. Gene Ontology annotation, molecular function: beta-amylase activity. The coding region runs from base 164 to 1783 and encodes 539 amino acids. Gene Ontology annotation, biological process: polysaccharide catabolic process.
AUAAUCCAUUUCCUCACUCAUCAACUUCAAAAAAAUCAAUUUUUUCUUCCAACCCAACAAAAUUCUAUACGGAUUCUCAACUGGGUAUUCUGAAAAGAUUCCAAUUUUGAUUAUUUUUUGGAACCAGUUUUUGCUGUGAUUAUCACAAAUUUUGUUGUUUGCCAUGGAACUUUCUGUUAUUGGUGGCUCUCAAGUGAAGUUGGGAAGAACCGAUUUUGGUUGUAGAGAACUAGGUUAUGUUAUUCUGAAGAAUGAUUGUAGAUUUUCAAAGGGUGGAGUUUGUUUUGGACAGAGUUUAAGGUUGAAGAAAAGUGGAAAUGGAAUGAUGACUUUGAAAGCUGUUCAUGCUGAACCAAUCAGAGAGAUGAUGAAGAAGAAGAAGAAUUCUGGAUCUGGAACAAGAUCCAAGCCUGUAGAUGGUGUGAGAUUAUUUGUGGGAUUACCCUUGGAUACAGUUUCUCAUGACUGCAAUUCAAUAAACCAUUCUAGAGCAAUUGCAGCAGGGUUGAAAGCUUUGAAGCUAUUAGGAGUUGAAGGUGUUGAGCUACCUAUUUGGUGGGGAAUUGUUGAGAAAGAAGCUAUGGGGAAAUAUGAUUGGUCUGGUUAUCUUGCUAUUGCUGAGAUGAUUCAGAAAGCGGGUCUUAAGCUUCAUGUUACACUUUGUUUUCAUGGUUCUAAGAAACCGAAUAUCCCUUUGCCUAAAUGGGUUUCGGAGAUCGGUGAAUCGCAGUCGGGUAUUUACUUUACGGAUCGGUCUGGACAGUGUUACAAAGAGUGUUUGUCGCUCGCGGUUGAUAAUCUUAAUGUUCUUAAUGGAAAGACUCCGGUUGAAGUUUACCAGAGUUUUUGUGAGAGCUUCAAGUCUUCAUUUGCCCCGUUCAUGAAGUCUACAAUUACGGGGAUUUCCAUGGGAUUAGGACCCGAUGGUGAGCUCCGAUAUCCGUCUCAUCAUGAGCUACCAAGCGACGGUAAAACUCGAGGAAUAGGAGAAUUCCAGUGCUAUGAUCAAAACAUGCUAAGUUUACUCAAACAACAUGCUCAAUCAUCUGGAAAUCCGUUAUGGGGACUCGGCGGUCCACACGAUGUGCCUACCUAUAACCAAUCACCAUACUCGAAUAGCUUCUUCAAGGAUGGUGGUUCUUGGGAGUCUCAAUAUGGUGACUUCUUCCUUUCAUGGUAUUCUUCUCAGCUCAUAGAACAUGGAGAUUCCCUCCUUUCAUUGGCAGAUUCUAAUUUCGGAGACACCGGAGUUUCAAUAUACGGAAAAAUCCCGCUUAUGCACUCUUGGUAUGGAACUCGUUCCCGUCCGUCCGAGCAAACAGCAGGGUUCUAUAACACUGCCAACAGGGAUGGUUAUGAACAAGUAGCAAAGAUGUUUGCUAAAAACUCAUGCAAAAUCAUAUUACCCGGAAUGGAUCUUUCGGAUGCAAAUCAACCAAACGAAACUCAUUCGAGUCCCGAGUUACUACUUUCACAAACUAUGACGACUUUCAGAAAGCACGACGUGAAGGUUUCAGGUCAAAACUCGUCGGAGUUUGGUGUCCCGGGCGGUUUCGAACAAAUGAAGAAGAAUUUAUCAGGAGAUCAUGUACUUGACUUGUUCUCGUAUCAAAGAAUGGGAGCCUAUUUCUUUUCUCCCGAGCAUUUUCCUUCGUUCACCGAGUUAGUUCGGAGCCUUAAUCAACCGAAACUCCAUUUAGACGAUCUCCCUACCGAGGAGGAAGAAGGCGCAGAAUCUACGAUCAUGAGCCAAGAAUCAAGUGUGAGCAUGCAAGCAGUGUAAAACAUGAAAGUGGUGUAAAUUUGUGAUGAUGAUUGUGCAUAUAACAAUUAGUAGAGUUGUGUUGUAAAGUAAUUAUUAAGUACAAAAUGAGGAUGCAUAUUACUGUUUCAACCUCAAGUAGAGUUUACAAUUAUUGAUUGUAAAGUAGUUGAGGAUUGGUGACUGAUGACACUGUAGUAAUAUGUCUGUUUUAGAUUAUAAGGCCUCUAAAACUAAGUCUAAGGGACAUGAGUUUCAUAUGAUUAUUUACAUUAUUAUAUAGAUAUUGGUGAGAGGAAUCUAAACCAAAUGGACUAUUAGUCCUUUUUGCUCUGUGUUAUGCUGAACAAUUAUGAUAUAAUACUCCCAAUCUGUUACUUUAA